Magallana angulata is the source of this 2680-nucleotide messenger RNA. RefSeq lists its product as uncharacterized. The record is from RefSeq and is a predicted model, not a curated record. The coding region runs from base 859 to 2265 and encodes 468 amino acids. Lineage: Eukaryota; Metazoa; Mollusca; Bivalvia; Ostreida; Ostreidae. The transcript has 8 exons.
UUGUUCCAUGGAGAGUUUGACAUCUCGAAUAGGAGUAGUCUGACCCUAUGUGGUAGUUAGAAACACACAAGUUGAUGUAAUCUUGGUCUGUUGGAACCUACAGACUAUUGAAUCACCCUAAUAUAGCAUAUCUGUAUAUAUACGGUGGCUAGAGCUGGAAAAGAUGAUUGAGAGAGCAAUAGAGACAGAUAAUACCUCUAUCGUUAUGCCCAUUGUGAGCGAUGGUCACCAAGACUGUAUAUUGUGAGAACGAAGCGUGGUCAAUCAAUUGGAAUUCAAGAGAGACUGGGUCAGUGCAGGAGUGAUUGACAAUCAAGUCUUCCGUGGUCUAUGUCCAGUCUACGCAAAUUAUCGACGCUAUUUUGAGCCGUUGGCAUGUACACAAGUACAUGAAAGGUCUGGAUUGAUGCUAAUAUAAUUUUCUUUCUACUGCAAAUUUGAGAGGCAGGAAUCUGUGAAUGAACAAAGUGGCUACUUUUUGGGGGUCGAUUUAUCAGUAGAAUGGUACCUGUGUUUCAUCCUCCUUUGGGACGCCUACCAUGGGUGCAGACUAGAAGUUGUGAAUGCUAGAGUCUCACUGCUUUCUCCUGUACAUUAACAAUUUAUUGGGCUGGGAGCUACAUCUAUAUAUUGAUUCACAUUGCUUGUUUUUUAUCGAUCUCAAAGAGGACUGAUUCUCUUCCUAAACAUAGAUACCAGGCUCAUUAAAUUUGGACCGCAUGCCUCCGAAAAUCGUCUGUCUGGUGUGGAACUGACAGUUCAUUCAUGGGCUCUUCUUCCAAGGGUGUACAGACUUUUAGGAUCCCUAUCGCAUUGAAAUCAAGUACAGCAAAUUAUUGGCAGAAAAAUUAAGGCCUCAUGAUGUUGCAGCAAAAGGAGUUGGAGAAGGCAAAGAAACAGGCCAAAGAGGCAGCUUUACUUCAACAGUGUAAAAAUUCUAUAGAGGAAGACAGGAGGUCUGCCAGUAAAGAGAGAAAAUCCAAGGCCAAAGCUUCCGUCACCACCCCACCCACCCCUUCAUCCAAUGUCCCCUCCAGCCCUAUCAGAACGCCCUCCAAGUCGCGGCGAUUCCACCCCAACCUGUCGCCGGUCAGUCGUACCCCCACAAACACAGAGCUACUGGACCGCGACCCCUCCUGGAGCAUGCCCGAGGGGGAGAAGCUCCAGUGGCACCAGAAGCAGCUGUACCAGGUGCUGGGUAAAGGGGCCGACUACUUCCUGCACCCCAAGAUAGAGAAGAAGGCUGUUAAGCCCAUCAACAGCAAGCUCAGGAAGGAAGGAGGAAAACGCAGAAAGCGGGAGAGUUCCGAGAUGUCCUUUGAUUCCCUAGGUCGAGCUGGGGUGGACAGACUGUUGAAGACCCUGAGGGACGAGUCCCAGAUCAGACUGCUGAAGGCCGACGCCCACAUACCCCAGGAGCUGAAGGACACCUUUGGAGCCUUUGUGAGGGAGAGUGUCGGCAAGGACCGCCCACCAGUCAGGAGGUUUUUCUGUCCACAAGAAGACGUUCCAGAGUUGGCUCGCCUACAAGACCAUUCAAAGACUGCUCGCGUGCGCCAUUACAAGCACAGAGUAGACCUAAUGUACCGGGCCUCCAGGAACAAUGAGGACCGCACCAACAUCCUGAUCCACAACAACCCACCCCCUGAGGUGGCUUCCCUUGAUACUGACCAGGACGGGGUGGGGCGUUACCUCCCCUCAUGGAUGGACGAUAGAGCAGAAUCUGAGCCAGAUUACAUGAAAUGGGUGAAGGAAGGAGGAAACACCCACCGUGACCUCACCAGCCAGCCAAUCAAAGAAGACGAUGAGGACUGGCAGAAACCAGAGGAAGACUUGGGUGGUGAGGGAUUCACAGAUGAGGUCAUCCUCCAGAUGAGUCGCCGGAAACACCGUCAUCCACAGCCUAAGUACAUCUUCAUGAAGGAGGAGGACACGAACGUCAAGGGAACCUUUACAGACAAGUUCCGAGACAUGUAUGACAACGCAGACAUCCCGCGACCUUUCAACGCGACCAAGCUGCCGACCCCCACCAAAUCCAAGUCUGUGCUGGGUCUGACGACGGAGGACUUGGUAGAGGACAGGACUUCCUGUCAGUCCGCCCCGGUCCCCGAGAGGCAUCGACGUUACUACGACUACAUCUCUCAAUGGGAGCCUCUCAGCAUGAACGCACUGAUCGAGUACACGCAGAAGAAAGAGGCGGAGGGAGUCGGAGAGUACAACCAGGGUCGACCCAAAAUGUGGUCCACGCAGGUCAAGGUCACAUGACCCGCCUGAGCCAAUGGUUGACGAUUAAAGACUGUAGCUGUGAUACAUAAAAGACUUGUGAUAUAAUGAUAAUAAUUGUGUGAAAUUAGAUUUUAUACAUAAUCAUGAUUAUAUAAUUUGUUUUUACAAAUAUAUUAUCUUUACUGAGUUUAAUUCUCUAUCUUGUUUGAAAAAAACAUUCAGUAGAUUUUUCGACAAUAUUUAUAUAAUAAGUAUAUGUAAACUAUGGAUCUGUUUAUUUAAUGAUCAGACUUGAUUUGAUUCAGUAUUAUUUUUGAGAGUGUUGAUGAAAUAUUGUAAGUGAUAUUUGUUGAUUUAAUAACUCUAUUUUUCUUGUCCGUCCAGGUGAAUGGAUUUUUACUGUUUAUAUAUUUCUUGUGCUUUUACAAGAUUCAUUAAAUUUUGUUACAAUUGA